Molecule: messenger RNA, 1008 nt
Organism: Hyaena hyaena (striped hyena)
Lineage: Eukaryota; Metazoa; Chordata; Mammalia; Carnivora; Hyaenidae
Product: kallikrein-12-like
Exons: 6
Coding region: 62-856 (264 amino acids)
Biological process (GO): proteolysis
Molecular function (GO): serine-type endopeptidase activity
Source: RefSeq, a predicted model, not a curated record
GACAGGCAGAGGGUGGACAGACAGAUAGCAGAGGCAGGCAGGCUGGAACUGUGACAGCUACAUGGGGGACCCAACAAACACCGGGACAAGGACCUGGAGGUGCCCCACCCUGGGCUCCAGCAUUCUGUUGCUCCUGUGUAUUUCUGGGCUCAGCCAACCAGCAACAGAGAAGAUUUUUAAAGGCAAGGAGUGUGCCCGUCACUCACAGCCUUGGCAAGUGGGGCUGUUUGAGGGAAUCAACCUGCGCUGUGGGGGGGUCCUCAUUGACCGCAGGUGGGUCCUCACAGCCGCUCACUGCAGUGGCAGCAGGUACUGGGUGCGCCUGGGGGAGCACAGUCUCAGCCAACUGGACUGGACGGAGCAGAUCCGACGCAGCGGCUUCUCUGUGACCCACCCCGGCUACCAGGGAACCCGGAAUAGCCAUGACAAUGACCUCCGGCUCCUGCGACUGGGCAUGCCUGUCCUCUUGACCCGCAGCGUCCAGCUCCUGCCCCUGCCCACCACCUGUGCAGUGGCCGGCACCAAGUGCCAUGUCUCAGGCUGGGGCAUCACCAAUCAGCCACAGAAGCCAUUCCCAGACCUGCUCCAAUGCCUCAACGUCUCCAUCGUUUCUAGUGCUACCUGCCGGGCUCUGUUCCCCGGGAAAAUCACGGACAACAUGGUGUGCGCCAGCGGCGCCGAUGGGGCGGACGCCUGCCAGGGUGACUCCGGAGGCCCCCUGGUGUGCGGAGGAGUCCUUCAGGGUCUGGUGUCCUGGGGAACUGUGGAGCCAUGUGGGCAAAAAGGCAUCCCAGGAGUCUACACCAACAUUUGCAAAUAUGUGGACUGGAUCCAGAUGGUCAUGAGGAACAACUAGCCUGCGCCCUCCACCUCCACCCCGCAAGUUGGGGGCUACACUGAGUGACCCUCAGAGCACCAACACCUCCCCUGUCAUCACCUCUGGCUCCCACUCUUCUCGUUCUGGGGAUUUUCUUCCCAGAACUCCAACUCCAGCCAGCCCUGCUGAGA